UGGUUGUUAUUCGAUAUUGUAAAAAAAAAACCUAAAAAAGAAAUCAUAAAGAAAAAAGAGUAAAAGAAUUUCACUUUAAAAUUUUUUCAUUAUUUACAGUGUGAUUCAAAGAUUUUGUUGGAGAAUUAAGAAAUUCAAUUUUAGGGAUUAAAUUUUGCCUUCUUUUUUUUUUUUUUUGGAUUAAUAAGAAGAAAAGAAUUAUAACAAGAAAAGUUAUCAUAAAUAAAUAAAAAACGAAUACGUUAAAACUCGCACUGAAGAAAAAAAAAUUAAAUUUCAAUAAUUUUGUAUGUUUAACAUUCUUGUAUUGAGUUUGAUUUGUAUGAUGGCAUUCAAUUCGGCCAAUUCAGCUUACAGUUCAAGUCACAGAUAUGCUCCUCAAUAUGAUUAUGGAGGUGGUGCAUAUGCUGGAGCCGGCGCUGGUGCCGGUGCAUUCUCUGGUGUUGGGGGUUUUGAUCCAUUUACUUUUGUAUUCGGUAACCAAAAUGAGGAUGAAACAUUUUCUAAUACAUUUGCACAAUCAACUGAUGAUGCUUUUGCAAAAGCUGAAGCAUCUCUUUUACCGGAUGAUGAUCCUUUCCAACAAGUUUUUGCUAAUAAUUUAGCAGUUCAAGAUCAAAUAAGAAAUUCAAUAUUGGCACAAAAUGCUUAUUAUGCAAAUAGAGCAGGUAGUCGUCAUCGUAGACCAUCUGGUUAUGCAUCUUAUGCUGGUGGUGCUGUUUCAGUUGGACCAAAUGGUGUUCAUCAUGUUACAUUUGUUCAUCCAUCAAAUCCUAAUUCACCUAAUGUUGAUACAAGAGGACAUAGAGGAAAUGGUGGAUAUUUUGGUAUUAGUUCAUCAGCAUAUUCAACAAAUGUUAAUGGAAAACAUCAUGGUGGUUCACAAACACUUAUUAAUGAUAAUGGCAAAGUUACUGCACAUCGUACACACAAUACUUAAUAAUAUUAUUCCUGUAUACAUAAAAUACUUAAAUUUUUAUUCUUCUUGAAAACGAACAACACUCUGAGAUAUGGUUAUGGGAUAAUUCAAAUAUCCAGGAUAUUAUAUUACUGAAAAUGAAAGAAAAGACAAAAAAAAAACAAAAUUAAAAUGACUCUUACCAAGAUCUUGUAAAAUGAUUUAACAAACAAACAAACAAAAAAAAAGGAAAUUAAAAAUUUUUAAACAAUUUUCUGUUUCAUUGUGAUCUAUACAAAUUGUAUUUAAGCUGAAAAUAAAGAAAAAAAGUUAAUAAAAUUAACUAUAAACAAGCGAUUUAAAAAAAAAUU
Molecule: messenger RNA, 1269 nt
Organism: Condylostylus longicornis
Lineage: Eukaryota; Metazoa; Arthropoda; Insecta; Diptera; Dolichopodidae
Exons: 7
Coding region: 290-940 (216 amino acids)
Source: RefSeq, a predicted model, not a curated record